Protopterus annectens (West African lungfish) is the source of this 1656-nucleotide messenger RNA. RefSeq names its product succinate receptor 1-like. Bases 1 to 1656 code for a protein of 551 amino acids. NCBI's taxonomy places the organism in Eukaryota, Metazoa, Chordata, Ceratodontiformes, Protopteridae. The record is from RefSeq and is a predicted model, not a curated record. Gene Ontology annotation, cellular component: plasma membrane. Gene Ontology annotation, molecular function: G protein-coupled receptor activity. Gene Ontology annotation, biological process: G protein-coupled receptor signaling pathway. The transcript has 6 exons.
AUGGCCUCCUAUGGCCCAAAGGAGUGGCAAGCUCACAAUGGUCCAGAAGAGAUUGAAAGGAAUCAGGAAAUGCAUAAGGAGCAAAUGGAGCACCAACGAGAGUGCCGGGUUACAUAUGGCUUGUGCUUGGACAUGUAUAUUUCAAUAGUUACAUUUACUGAAUCAAAUACAGCCUCUGAUGUUUUGCCUGAUAAUGAUAUUGAUACCGGUCCUGUUGUUGGUGUCGUGGUUAAUGUCUGUAAUGUCCCUCUUGGUAGUGUGGGUCCCGGCAUUCCAGAUGCUGCUCUUGGUAGCUGUGCUGUCUGUGGUCUUGGUUGUCCUGCUGCUAAAAAGGGUAAAACAGACCAGCCUCCUUCGAAAGAUGACAGUAGUGUUGAGGAAAGCAGUAGUGAAGAGGAAAGCAGUAGUGAUGAGGAAAGCAGUAGUGAAGAGGAAAGCAGUAGUGAAGAGGAAAGCAGUAGUGUUGAGGAAAGCAGUAGUGAUGAGGAAAGCAGUAGUGAUGAGGAAAGCAGUAGUGAUGAGGAAAGCAGUAGUGUUGAGGAAAGCAGUAGUGAAGAGGAAAGCAGUAGUGAAGAGGAAAGCAGUAGUGUUGAGGAAAGCAGUAGUGAUGAGGAAAGCAGUAGUGAUGAGGAAAGCAGUAGUGAUGAGGAAAGCAGUAGUGAAGAGGAUGCGAGCAGUGAUGAGCAGAUCUUCCAGCUAUGCAGAAGUAACAGAUCUUUCACCCCAGAAGAGCCAUGUACAACACUUGAUGAAAAACUGCACAAUUACUAUGUUCCGGUAGUGUAUGCUACGUCAUGCAUGGUUGGCUUUUGUUACAGCAUUGCAGCAUUGUUAGUAUACCUGUUUGGUUUAAAAGAAUGGAGUCGAAGUAAUAUAUUUCUCUUUAACUUGCUUUUAACUGAUUUACUUUAUUUGUGCACACUGCCUUUACUUGUGGCAUAUUAUACUAGUCAUGACAUCUGGUAUUACGGAGAGUUUCUUUGCAAAUUCACCAGGUAUUACUUCCAUGCCAACUUGUACACAAGUAUCCUGUUCCUUGGUUGUGUGAGUGUGGAUCGUUAUCUUCUCAUUGCCCACCCUGUGAAAUCGGCACAGGUUUUUAAGAAAUGGCAUGCUGCUGUAGUGUGCAUAAUAAUAUGGUUUAUUGUAAUAUUUGAACUCUUGCCAAUUUUUUUUCUUGUUACAGUAAAAGAAACAAAUUCUACAGGUAUACUAUGCCUAGACUAUGCCAGUUCUGGAGAUAUAACAACAACGUUCCAGUUCAGCAUGAUUGUCACAUUUACUGGGUUCUUGAUUCCUUAUGGCAUUAUUGUUUGCUGUUAUAUAUUAAUUGUAAGAGUAUUAAAAAGAAUGAAACAGAGAAAACAAAAUGCAGACAAGGUUGGAAAGCCUCUUACUCUUAUAAUAUUUGCUUUAGUCCUUUUCUCAGUUUCUCUUUUCCCAUAUCAUGUAAUGAGAAAUGCUCGCAUAAUUUCAAGGAUGUUAUUUGAGCCAGAUAGCUGUGCUAUUAUUUUAAUUAAAGCUGCUUACAUAUUCACUAGACCCAUCACUAGCUUUAACAGUUGCUUGAAUCCUGUAUUUUAUUUUCUAGUAGGAGAUAAUUUUAGAGACAAAUUAGUUUCAUUAUUAUUGAGACAAAAACAGCAAAGAAAAUAA